UGUACCGUCGCGUAACUAAAAAUGAAUUAUUUUGUAUAAAGAUUGAUUGUGGGAAUUAAACCAGGAUUCAUAGAAAAUGUCCACAACGUAACGUGCUUGUUGUUGUUUAUGUGGUAAAAUAUUGACUAGGUGAAGAAUAGUUUCGUUGUAAACAGUACACAAAUCAUCAUCAAAAAUGGAUGUUGUCGGCAGCGAGAUCGGGCAGAAGAUGCGAUCUGCUAUCAAAGCCAAACUGACGGAGUUGGGUUGCUAUGUUGAUGAUGAGCUCCCUGACUAUGUGAUGGUAAUGGUCGCUAAUAAAAGGACACGGUCGCAGAUGGAGGAUGACUUGCAGCUGUUCCUCGGUGACAAUACGGAGCUGUUUGUUAACUGGCUACAUCAGGUGCUGAAGAAACUCCAAGAGGUCACUGUAGCACCUGUCAAACCAGAGGAAAAGUCCAAGAAAGAAAGUAAAGUAAAGGACAAAAAGGAAAAAUCCAAAAAGGGUGAUGCAAAAAAAGCAAAAAAGAAAGAGAAAGAAAAGGCUCGAAAGAAAUUGGAAAAGAAAACUCAUAAAAGUAAAAAGAAGUCAAAGCAUCAGGAAAUUCUUAGACCAAAUAUACCACCAUUGCUAAUGAAUAUGGAGAAACCUGAACCAUCCAUCACAGAUGUCUUCGCUGGACAGAUUCUGAAGAACCAUGGUGUUACGCUUGAACCAUUUGAAGACACAUCCAAACUAGAUGUUAAGAUAAGGACUGAAGAUGUUAAAAGACCAAUAGUUCCUAUAAUUGACCCAGCAACAAUUCCUUCACAGUCAGAAGUAGCAGUUGACAGUCAGAAUACAGCCAUACCUCCAAAUAGAGAGGAACAGCUUAAAGAAAUAGACGCAAUAGAAGCUAAGAUGCAGGGACUAAAGCAAAAACUAGUUGAACAAUUAGACUCAAUGUCGGAUGAUGAAGACUUUUUAAAUAUAAGAACAGAGGCAGAGGAGCUAAUGAAUGACUUUGCAGAAGAUGUUUUUCAGGAAAUCUCUCAACCCCCUCCUGCCACACCUCCUAUCCUCCCCAAACCCACACCAGCUCCAGUAAAAACUCUCGUGGUCCAACCACAAAAACCCCAAGAAACCAUUACCCCGGAGAUGCUACCACAAAUUGAACUGAAUCUGCCAAAAAGACCCAUACGAGAAAGGCUAGGUGCCCGAGAACCAACAAAAGCGCCAGAAAAAGAAAAACCCACCAAAGUUGUUGAGAGUCCAGAAAGAUUGACUCCUGAAAAGGAACCAGAGUUUCGACCGAGUAAGUCGGCUAGGAGCCGGCUCGGCAGUCAUGUUGAACCGCCACGGAAAACUUCAGUUUCAGAUGAGAGUGAUAAGAGUGAACCCAAAAAACUCACCUCAAAAGUAUCGGUGUCGUUGCCGCGCGGCCGCAGCUGUGCGUCCGUAGUGCGUGUGCGGCCGCGACCGCGCGUCGCGCCCGCCAACAGCCUGCUGCUGCGAGCCGUCGCCGACGCACACAAGAGCCUGCUGAAUAUACCACCAAAAGUUGAGCCUGAGCCGCAAACGGUGAAACGUGCUUUGGUGCUGCCUAUGCGGCGGUGCGUGGACCCCCAGAAGAUAGUCAUACAGGUUCCCAGCGAUGCCGACGGUCGCGGCGACAGUCGCAGCGACAGUCGCGGCGACAGUCGCGGCGAUAGCCACGGCGAUACCAUCAGUCUCGGCGACCCGGAUAGCGACUCCGAGAUUAGUUCCAAACUAGCGAGUGACAUCACAGAGCGAGACAAGCCACUACGGUCCAUCACCAAAGUUAUAACAAACACGGAGUACGUGCCCAGCAAGAUACAGCAUGAUGAUGAUGUUAUUGAGACUAUAAAUAUUCAUAAUACGACAGUAGACAAAAGCAAAGACACACAAUUCAUAGUAACGAUGGACGGAUACCAUCCAAACACAUUCCUAGCCAAAAAACUCAUGACGGAAGGACUCCUAGAUGAAGAUGAUGAUGAACCUAAACAAAAGAAAGAGAGCAAAGAAAAAGACGGUAAGAAAGAUAAGGAGAGUAAAAGAGAUAAGGAAAGUAGAAAAGAAAAUGAGAAUAAAGUAGAAAAUGAGGUGGGAAAAGAUGAAGAAUUAGCCAAAGAGAAAGAUGAUGCUAAAGAAAAUAAAAAUGAACCAAUAGGUACUCAGAAACGAUUAAGCGACACAAGCGAAGAUAGUGCAACUCAGGUUAUAAUUAAUCAAGACAAACAGAAUUUUGCGGAGAAAAGGAAAAGCGUGGAAGUAAACAAGGAUGAAUUAAAAGUGGAAGAUGCAACUCCGCCGCAGAAGAAAAGAAAAGCGUCGCCGAUUGUAUUUGAUGUUGAUAAGAAGGAGAAGAGAGAUAAAGAAGAGAAAGGGAAAGAGAAGAAAGAUGAGACAGCUAGUGUUAGAGAAAGGACGAUAAGUGCCAGCAGUGACAGUCAUGUUGUGCUCACGACUCCGCCCAACCCACACAAAUAUGAUGCCAUACCGCCGCUGUCAGCAGCCACAGUGGCCCCCGAAAAGCCAUGGUGCCGAGCGUUCCCGUUGUGUCGGUUCGGUGCAGCGUGCGCGUUCGCCCACCCGCGCUGCAAGUUCGCUGCGGCCUGCACGCGCCGCGCCUGCCCGUACUCGCACGCGCCGCACGCCCCGCCCCUCGCGCAACCCCCGCCCCCGCAGAUAGCGUCCCACGUGGUCCCCGCAGCUAACUACAAGUCCAUAUCUACAGUGCCCAACCUGUGCAAGUUCUACCCGGGGUGCGCGAACCCCGCCUGCCACUACUACCACCCCAAGCCGUGCCGCUACGGCAAAGCGUGCGUCAACAAACUCGAGUGUAACUUCUACCAUCACGACGUCACGUGGAAGUAAUAAAGUGUAUUCUAGUG
Aricia agestis (brown argus) is the source of this 2874-nucleotide messenger RNA. RefSeq names its product zinc finger CCCH domain-containing protein 14 (gene Nab2). The transcript has 12 exons. Gene Ontology annotation, molecular function: poly(A) binding. The coding region runs from base 176 to 2857 and encodes 893 amino acids. The record is from RefSeq and is a predicted model, not a curated record. Gene Ontology annotation, biological process: regulation of mRNA stability. NCBI's taxonomy places the organism in Eukaryota, Metazoa, Arthropoda, Insecta, Lepidoptera, Lycaenidae. Gene Ontology annotation, cellular component: cytoplasm; nucleus.